UGAACCAAUUAAUUCAUUGAUGAUCAAUACCGAUGAUAAUGAUGAUGAUGAUGAGAAUAAUAAAAAUCAUCAUAUUAGCCGAUUGGAUAAUAUUAAGCAACGAAUCAAUCGUUUUGUUUGCAGAUCAUGUCGAUUAUUUAUAACGGCCAAUCUGAUAAUCAAUACUAUUAUAAUCAUUUAUCUAUGGUCGAUGAAUAUGUCAUUGAUUCGAAAUUAUUGUCCACACCAUAAAUGGACAGAAAUAUUAUUGGCCAUUUAUCUAAUGGCCGGUGGAAUCAUAGCCAUUUAUUUGGUGUUACGUUUAAAAUCCUAUUCACUAUUAUGGACAUUUCAUUUGACAAUUUGGCUAGCGAUCGGUCAUCGUUUACAAACAACAAGUCGUUAUUUUGAAUUUGAAUUCAAUGAAGAAGAAUUAAUGUUUUAUAGAUCAAUGUUAUUGCCAUCGAAUAAAUUUUUGGCAAUCAGUGAAUGCGUUAUCGGAUUGAACAUAUGGUUAUGUCUGGUUUAUAUAAUGAAUUUUUUCGGCACAAUUUUUCUCAUUUUAUUCAAUUUGAUACCAUCAAUGUUUCAGGCAUUUUGUUAUCUAAUACAUCAUCGAUUUUUUAAUCGAUGAUUUAUUUUAUUUUUUUCAAAAAAAAAAGUUGAUAAUAUAAUCACUUCAUCUAUGUAUGGCACAUGAUAAUAAUG
Molecule: messenger RNA, 687 nt
Organism: Dermatophagoides farinae (American house dust mite)
Lineage: Eukaryota; Metazoa; Arthropoda; Arachnida; Sarcoptiformes; Pyroglyphidae
Source: RefSeq, a predicted model, not a curated record